CCGUCAUUGGACAAUGACUUCAGAAAAUUUCAAAAAUAUUUUUCUCCAUUUUCUACAUUUGUGUGCAUGAUAUACUACAUCUGCAAGAAAACAACUUAUGAUUAAGUUUUGGUAACUGUCUGGAAAAAAGACGUGGAUAAUACUGGCUACACGGCUCUGUCCUUAUUUGGAUAUCUAGGCUACAGGUGUCUAUGUAGAUAAUAUCUAAAGAUGACAUACAUUAAUGAUGCACUGAGGGGCAUCUUUAAGGAGGUCGUUGCAAAUAAGGUGAAGAGCUGCCUAUUGACACAACCAAUUCUGAUUGUGUUACAUCAGAAAACUGAGUCAGUUGUGCUGUAUGUGCGAUGUAUUGCUGAAGGGGAAUAUGAUAUAGCUCUGAGAUGUGCACCAUUAGAUAAAGUAAAGACAUCCCUAGACAUCACUGACCCUGAUAUUCCAGUUGUAGUGAUCAAGGAUGACAGUCAUAGGAUUGAGCCUGGGGGUGAUGUCUCUUGUGAUCUAACUAGUCAACAGAUUCAGAAAGCCCCUGAUUCAGUUAAAACAAAUUCAUCAAGUCCAAGAAAACGAAGGCGAACAACAAGAUCAAAGAAAUACGAUGAGUUCCACACUGGUUCUGAUGAAGAAGACACAGACUCUAAGGAAAGCAAAAUCCGAGAGAAUACAAAGCCCUUAACUGAGCCAGAAGAUAUUUCCUGUCUGGCUGAGCGCACAGAGUCAAGUGAAGCAAAUAAUCAAGAUAUUGCACACAACUCAAAGGAUGCUGCUGCAUUGCAAGCUAAGAAUCAAGAAAAUGAAGAAACUGAAGAAGGAGACAAUAAGAAAAACCAGGAAAACAUAACUUCACCUGACAAUAAGAAAUCAUCUGUAAAAUGCAGACUUUGUGAUACAAGUAAAAUCUUUAAAUCAGACCCUAUGUUAAAGCUGCAUGUUUCGCGCCACCAUAAACAGGAUUCUGAAUAUUUGGAGGAAAUUCAGACUAGGAUUACAAAUGAAAAAGAAAGUAAAAUGAAAUACAAGAAAAUAAAGGGUGGGAUACCAAUCCAGUGUGAAAUAUGCAGGGAGUUUUUCUCUCAUCCCAAAUUACUCAUGGUUCAUAUGGAUGAACAGCACACAGACCAGAAAGAGGAGGUUGACGGUUAUGUUAAGCAAUUAACCAAUCAACAUCCUAAAUGUGAAACAUGUGAUUUGUAUUUCAAAACGCAAGAUGAUGCAAAUGAGCAUUUAGAAUGGUUGCAUGUUUCACAACCUGAUCCAAAUAGCAAGCUUCAUUGCAAAUUCUGUCUGAAAGUUCAUUCGAAUAUUGUUGAACUUAAUGACCAUAUCAACCUCAUGCACAAUACUGAAACUGAUACAUAUCCAAAAGUAUCGAAAGCUUUGGAAAACUCCUUGCAGAUAGCAGAUCAGCAAGUUAUAGACACUAAAGGCUUCCAGUGUAGACUAUGCUCAAAAUAUUUCCUUCCAAUGAAACCAUAUAAGUAUGGAUACAUAAACUCUGAACCAAUAAAGCGUCACAUCAUUUCCGAACAUAAAGGACACGCCAAGUACCAGAUCCUUAUAGAUGAACUUGAAAAAAGAUGUGAAAAGAAAAAUUGCAGAGAACAGAACAUUGCUUGCCGUAUUUGUGAGAAUAAAUUGACAGAUUACUCAAGAGUGUUUGAUCAUGUGACGAAAAUGCAUCCAAAUGACCCUUUGACACCAAUAUACAUAAAGGAGCUGAAGAUUUUGAGGAGAGUUACUUGUAAAGUUUGCGAACAGGAGUUUGCUUGUUCGGACCAUCUCAAAGUUCACAUGAAGGAGAUUCAUUGUACUAAAGAAGAGUCCUUGAGACUACAAGCGACUUGUCCUAUAUGUAGCAAAACAUUCCGCACCUCUAAGAUUCUCACCUGUCAUUUAAAGAGGUCCCAUACUGCUGAGCGUGUACAGUGCCAUCUAUGUGGUAAAGACUUUGCUUGUGGUAAUACACUGUGGCAGCACAUCAACUCAAUUCAUUACACACAGAAGAAGUCCAAGUGUAAUAUAUGCGGAAAGCUGGUUACAAAGAAUGCCUACCAGAAACACUUGACUACACACACUAAAGAAUUCAGGUUCCAUUGUGAACAUUGUGGAAAAGGAUUCCAUGAAAGCCAUAAUAAGCAGAGGCAUGUUACUACUAUACAUGAUCGGCAUAAACUGGUCAAAAUACCUUGUCAGUUUUGUGGGAAAUUAUUCACCAGCAAAUCUAACCUACAUCAACACACUAUGUCCGUGCAUGGCCAGGGCCUACUACAAUGUAAGCAGUGUAACAAGACAUUCAUGUUCAAGUCACGUCUGGAGAAACACGAGGCUGAAGCACAUAACACUGGAACACAGCCUGUUAACAACACUAAACAGAUUGCACAGCCUGAAGAGAACCCAGCACCUGAUGCCAUCCAAGCUACUGUGUACAAUAUUCCCAGUACUACAGACACCAUUGGGAAUACUGAUACCAUUACAAUUAACAUUGACCCUACCCAACUUCAGGAGGAGAGCCAGCUUGGAGCCAUUGAAGCAGCCUUGGAAGCCAUGAGGGAGAAACAAGAUGGUGCAAGUCAAGUUGUAGUACAGCAACCUACAAUAGAUGUCCCUACUGGUAUGGUCCUUCCAAUGGAAAACCGGCAGUUAUUCUCUCAAAAAUACAAAGUUUUCCAGUUAUCCGAUGAUGGAACUUUACAACCUAUAGAUCCCCAGGAUCAUUCUGUUCAGGAUCAAAUUUCACAAAGUACUGUAAUACAACAACAUAUUGAUCAAUCCCCCCAGCAAAAUCAUGGCAUUGUUGGCCAGCAAAUUAGGAUUCACCCCCAGGGUUAUAUUCAGCAUCAUUCACUUGAGGGGCAACCUGUUAUAAUACAACAACCGGGGGGUUCACUCCCUCAGAUGUAUAGCAAUGAGCUGGUCCAGGCUAAUAUGGAGCAGGGAUUACAACCUGAGCAGCAAUCGAAUAAAUGGACAAUUCAAAAUUGAUAAAAAGAUAAAUAUCUCUGCAUACCUCUGGUCUUUCAUCUCUCAAUUGAGUCAAUGUUUGACAAAGUAGAACUACUGUAAUACAUGUACAAUGUAUUUUUAUAUAUUUAUGAAUAUUAAAAUCUUUGUAAUCUACAAUUUUAUAUUAUUUUGAUAAAAUGGUUGAGCUCAAAAUUGAUUAUAAUCAAUGGUACGAACGUUUUAUGAAAAAUACAUUUUCAGACCUCUGGAUGUACAACUACCUUAAUAGGAUCUGUAUAAUAUUAUAGCAUACUUUGUUGAAACAGUGUUUUCCUGCGUUUUUUCCAUGCACUGUGUUUGUGUGAUUAGUAGCACAACGAUCAAUGUUUCAACAACAAAACAUUAAACUCUGACAAAUCUCAUCAACUCAAGAAUUUAUAAAUUGGAUUGUUUUUGUUUAUUAAGAAUGAUGAUAUACAUAAUAUAAUAAUACAUUUUUUGUUGACAAGAGAUAUAUUAAACUCUAACGAAUAUAUUUCAUGUAUUAAAUUUAAAGUGAUUCUGUUAUUCCAAGUCAAAGUGACAUCUAAGUUCACUGCACCAUCGUUAAUAAAUCGUAAGCACUGGUUUGAAAUGCAUCAACUUACACAAAGAAUAUUGUAACGUUUUCAUGGUUGGUUCGUCUCAUCAAGAGGAAUAUUUUCAUUGAUCUUCAAUCCUCUAAUGAACAGGUAAAGGAAAACCUAAUCAGAUUACCUUUGAAAUGGAAGAUAAAAAGGCCCAGAGUUUCAUGGACUCUUUUUGCGAAUUUGCUACAAGCAUAUGCCAGUCCAUGGUUUAUGAGAUAAAGUUGCUGUAAUUCCCUAUCCACCUCUUUAAAUGAGGUUAUUAAACGUGUUAAAGGCAAUAUGUUCAUUAUUUGAAACGAGCUUUAUUGUUUUCUUUACUACUUGCCCACAAGUUAUGCCAUGGUGAAGGUCACAUUUCCGAUCCUUUAUCUGAUUUUGGGCUGAUUAAGGCUCGGCUACUGUCUGUUUAAAAUUGCUUAGAAUAUUUAUUAUCAUGACAACUGAAUAUUUUCUUAUGAUUCACGCAUCUCCAACUAAAAAUUAAAGAACAGUUUGCAUAAUUAAAUUAUUGCCAAUUAAGAAAUAUGGACUUUUUUGACCCACCCUGUAUUUUGCCUCUUAGUGCAAAUGCCCCCAUUGUCAUUGUAAGUUCUAACAAAUAUUCAACGUGUACUAAAUCAGCAAUUUCCUCAGAUUCUGUUUGAGCCUUGUGAUUAAUGUUGAAAUACAUAAAGCUGGUGAACUUAAUAAACAAUGCACUUGAAGCAUGUGGUUGCUAAGGAGAUAACACAAAUAUCGUUGGAUCGAAUUGGACAGAUCAUGUUUAGGGGUUGCAGGUUACAAUUAAUAGUACAAUAAUUUACAAAAUAUGGAAGGAAAGUGAACACUUCCAAAUAAACAUUUUUAUGAAUAAAUAUGUACAGUGAUCACAUUUUAUGAAUAAAUAUGUACAAUGAUCACAUUGUAUCAUUAUUAAUAAAGUGGUGUUUCAUCAUUUGUAUUUUUUAUAAGAG
Messenger RNA from Owenia fusiformis, 4522 nucleotides. Lineage: Eukaryota; Metazoa; Annelida; Polychaeta; Sabellida; Oweniidae. The record is from the annotation of a GenBank genome assembly.